Geosmithia morbida is the source of this 696-nucleotide messenger RNA. RefSeq lists its product as uncharacterized. The transcript has 3 exons. Gene Ontology annotation, biological process: superoxide metabolic process. Gene Ontology annotation, molecular function: metal ion binding; superoxide dismutase activity. Gene Ontology annotation, cellular component: mitochondrion. The record is from RefSeq and is a predicted model, not a curated record. NCBI's taxonomy places the organism in Eukaryota, Fungi, Ascomycota, Sordariomycetes, Hypocreales, Bionectriaceae. The coding region runs from base 1 to 696 and encodes 231 amino acids.
AUGGCUUCCGCUCUCCUCCGCACGACUCCCGCCCUGCGCGCAGGUCUCCGCGCCAGCUCUGCCAUCAGGCCUGCUGCCAUGGCUAGUACCAGCUUCGUCCGCGGGAAGGCUACUCUUCCCGACCUUCCCUACGACUACGGCGCUCUCGAGCCCUACAUCUCCGGUCAGAUCAUGGAGAUCCACCACUCCAAGCAUCACCAGGUCUACGUGAAUGGCGUCAACGCUGCUGUCGAGGCCGUCGCCGAGGCCCAGGCCAAGGGUGAUGCCGCCGCCGCCGCCGUCCAGGCUUCCGCCCUCAACUUCCACGGCGGUGGCCACAUCAACCACUCUCUGUUCUGGGAGAACCUUGCACCCCACGGAAAGGGUGGAGGUGGUGAGCCCGAGGGCAAGCUUCUGACGGCCAUCAAUGAGGACUUUGGCUCCUUCCAGAACCUUCAGAAGCAGACAAACGCUGCCCUCGCCGGCAUCCAGGGCUCCGGAUGGGCCUGGCUGGUCAAGGACAAGACGUCUGGAACCCUGGGUGUCGUCACCCGCCCCAACCAGGACCCCGUCACCGGCAACCUCGAGCCCCUCUUGGGUAUCGACGCCUGGGAGCACGCUUACUACCUCCAGUACCAGAACCGCAAGGCCGAGUACUUCAGCGCCAUCUGGGACGUCAUCAACUGGGGUACCGUCGCCAGGCGUUUCGAGAAAUAG